AUAGACAGAAACUCACACAGGUUUGGAGCAACAUGAGGAAGAGUAAAUGCUGAUGAUCAUUUGUAGGUGAAUUUUCUCUGUGAAACACACUGAAGUAUGUACUGUGACUGUAACUUGUGUAAACACACAGCGCUUGAGGAUCAGGACACACCCUCGUGUCGUAAAGCAUCAUGUGACUAAUAGUUCCCGCUCAAAUAGCGAGGCGAGGCUCAGAUCACGGCAGUAUCUCGCACCGCCUCCGAGUUCAUUUCUCAAACUCUAAUCAUUAGCGGACAGCAGAGCUUUCAACACGAGCGGAGGAAGAGUCGAGGCUAAAGCACAGACCAACACGACCGAGCCGAGGUGAGACGCUCCGAUCUUCAUCAUGAAGGAUUCAUGGCCUUUCUGUUUCAAGUCAAACGCUGUGAUUCUGUGCUUUGUGAGUUUGAUGAUUAACAGUGGUGAUAACGGAGCAGAUAAGCAGAACUAAAGUCAAUAAGUCCACACAGAGCGACUGACAUCAUGGAGGAGAACAAGGAAGUGCAAAGAGACUGGAAAAAACUGGAGCCGAGUCUGGAGGUGAAGAUCUUCCUCACAGUGCUGUACUGCCUCAUCCUCGUCCUGGGGAUCCUGGGAAACAGCGUCACCAUCCACGUGGCACAGGUGCUCCAGCGGAAGGGAUACCUGCAGAAGAGCGUGACGGAUCACAUGUUGAGUCUGGCCUGCUCUGAUCUGCUGGUGCUGUUGAUCGGGAUGCCCGUGGAGCUCUACAGUGCCAUCUGGUUCCCCUUCUCGUCCUCCUCCGGUGACGCCGCCUGCAGGAUCUACAGCUUCCUGUUCGAGGCCUGCAGCUACGCCACCAUCCUCAACGUGGCCUCGCUGAGCUUCGAGCGCUACUUGGCCAUCUGUCACCCGUUCCGCUAUAAAGCUCUGUCCGGCAGCCGCACCACGAAGCUGCUGCUGUCCGCAUGGAUGUGCUCGGCGCUCGUGGCUCUGCCGCUGCUCGUGGCCACAGGAACCGAGGGAUACGUCCCCGAGGGCCGCCGGACACCAGUGCAGAACCUGACCUUCUGCACCAACCUGAGCCAGCACUGGGUCAUGUACCGCACCAGCAUCUUCACUGCGUUCACGCUCUAUCUGCUCGUCCUGGGCGCCGUGGCCUUCAUGUGCAGAGCCAUGAUCGCUGUUCUCCGGGCCCCGAUGGGACCCAACGAAUCUGAUGCCAACGGAGAUGGACCCAAACACGAGAGCGCACGGCUGAAAGCGUCACGCAAACAGACCAUCCUCUUCCUCGUGCUGAUCGUCUGCGCUCUGCUCGUGUGCUGGAUGCCCAAUCAGAUCCGCAGGCUGAUGACGGCGGCGGUGCCCAAGUCGGCGUGGACCGUGAGUUACCUGCGCAGCUAUGUGAAGCUUAAUCCGGUGGCCGACAGCUUCUUCUACCUGAGCUCGGUGCUGAACCCGCUGCUGUAUAACCUGUCCUCGCGCCAGUUUCGCUCGGCGUUCCUGCAGACGCUCCUGUGCCGUCUGUCACUGCAGCACAUCAACAGAAGAACACUGGAGAGCAGCCUGGCCUCCAAGAGCUCCAGAAACACCUCUCGACCCCUGCUGCGGCGGUCACUAGAUCGUAUACGGACAAUUACCAGCGACAGAUCGACUCCUCCAUCAUCAGGAGAGAGACAAAACCCUCCGAACCCCACCGACAGACCACCACACGCAGACCCGCUGACCUCUGACCCACAGGAGGACGAGAUAAACCAACCUACUGCACUACCUAACACUAACUGAUGAACAAACCAGCUGGAGAAGACUAUAGACCACCGUAGACC
Messenger RNA from Carassius carassius (crucian carp), 1805 nucleotides. RefSeq names its product G protein-coupled receptor 39 (gene gpr39). The record is from RefSeq and is a predicted model, not a curated record. The transcript is spliced from 2 exons. The coding region runs from base 502 to 1764 and encodes 420 amino acids. Gene Ontology annotation, biological process: G protein-coupled receptor signaling pathway. NCBI's taxonomy places the organism in Eukaryota, Metazoa, Chordata, Actinopteri, Cypriniformes, Cyprinidae. Gene Ontology annotation, molecular function: G protein-coupled receptor activity. Gene Ontology annotation, cellular component: membrane.